AUGGUGUUGAGCUCGAGCUCGCACACGUGCCAAGGGCCCCGAUCGGCAGCUCUACCGCACGAGGAGCGAGCUGAUCGAGUCCGCGAACAGCAUCGUGCGCCGCCUCGCGUGGACCUCGGCGCGCUGCUGCCCGUCCGUCUGGAACGAGUUGAGAGUUGCAUUGCGUGUGCGGUGCUGAAGCUGCAGCCGGGGGCGCGCAAGGACGUCCGUCUCGAGAUCACGAAGCACGCCAAGCUACUACUGACUCCCCGCGCGCUGCACGACCCCGCGCGGCGGGCCGUGAAGGGGCUGAAGCCUCUCGAGCUGCGCGGGAGCCCCGCGGUCCACCCGCGGGCGCGCUACCGCCUGCUCGACGAGCGCAUCUACGCGCUGUACGACCUGCACGGGCCCGCGCCCGGGAGUCCGACCCGUUCCUGGCGGCCACGAACAGCAUCGUGCGCCGCCUCGCGUGGACCGGGCCGGGGUCAGACGGCGGCGGCGAGGCGGAGCGUCGGGUCCCGUGGAUCAUCGGCCAACGGCGGUCGACCGUGUCGGCAGGUGCGGGGCCGCAGCGAGGGCGACGAAGAAGCCGUCGAGAGGGACGAGGCGCCCGAGGCCGAGGAGCAAGCGCAGGGCGAAGAGGACCGGGAGGAGCUCUUCGCGCUCGGCACAGCGCAGUAG
This is a messenger RNA of Pedinophyceae sp. YPF-701, 660 nucleotides long. Lineage: Eukaryota; Viridiplantae; Chlorophyta; Pedinophyceae. The record is from the annotation of a GenBank genome assembly.